This is a messenger RNA of Amphibalanus amphitrite, 1062 nucleotides long. Its product is annotated as protein ENL-like. Lineage: Eukaryota; Metazoa; Arthropoda; Thecostraca; Balanomorpha; Balanidae. The coding region runs from base 1 to 1062 and encodes 353 amino acids. The transcript has a single exon. Gene Ontology annotation, cellular component: super elongation complex. The record is from RefSeq and is a predicted model, not a curated record.
AUGCCGCUGCUCCCGCAGCUGCUGGAGCCGCUCUCACCAAUGUCUCCGCUCUCAGUGUCUCCGCCGCUGUCUCCCGAGCUUCCGCUGUCUCCCUUGUCUCCCCUGAGCUCGCCCAGGUCACCGCCCUCCGCUCGCCGGGAGAAAAUGCCAGAGGGAGACUUUUAUCUCGGACCGCCCGAACCGAUCACCACGUGCAACCCCCGAUCGAGUCACCACCGCACACGUCUCACCACUGAUAGGCUGAGCGACUCCGACUCUGACUCCGACUCCGACUCCGCCGACGGCCAGACCACGCGCUGGGCUCGGGCUCGGAGACGGGGUACGCACAGGGACCGGCUCGACUCGGCCAGCACGGCGAGCGGGGACAGCUCGGCUGCUCCGAGAGCCGAGCGGCAGCGGCGCGGCGCUGCCCGACCGGCCCGAGCCGCGGUCGGCUCGUGCCCGAGCGGCGCCGCCUGGCCGGCCGAGCGGCGGCCCAGCGACGCGGCCACCCCCGCCGAUCGAUUCGACCGGCAGCGCUCGAGUGGCGGUCGAUGUGCCGAGUGCUCCGCCGGCGGAUGCUCCCAGCAGCCGCCGGCCCGUCCUCCGGCGGCCGACAGCCGGCACUCGGCACCCGACCGUCACCCAAACACCAGUGGCCCCAGGUCACCCCAGACCCAGCCGCGGCCGGGCCGUCCCGAUCGGCCGGGCAGCGGCCGGGGGACCGACGAGCCGCCAGCCGACCUGGCGACCACCUGUGGCCGCCCGGAGCCCACCGACGCCGCCAACGCCGACGGCCGGCGCGGCUCGCCCGACGGCCGGCCCGGCUCGCCCAACGGGAGAGCAGGCUCGCCCGGCGAGCCGGCGCCGCGCGACCUCACCAUCUUCACCUCGGAGUACCUGUCGGAGCUGCUGCAGCUCCAGCGCCGGAUCAUGACGUCACGAGACAGCGAGGAGAUGACGCGCGUGCUGGAGCUGCUCUGGGGAACAGGACAGGUGCAGGACUCGGCCCUCUACUACGAUUUCGACCUGUGCGCACUGGACCAAGGAGUGGUUCGCCAGCUACAGAAAUGCCUCAGCUAG